AUGAUGUACGCAUCAACGAACCAACUGUUUCCACCUUCGCACAUUACGACAUUGCCCGCCGGUGCGGAGGACGACGCGGACGCGCUUACGGUGGACGGGACGCUGCGGUGCAUUGGCGACAAGACACAUCUGAAGCAGAGGUACGGGACGGGGUUCGAGGUGGCGGUGCACGUGGCGGACGAGUCGCCGGAGGUGAUGGCUGGGGUGGAGCAGUUCUUCGAGGAGGAGUUCCCGUCGAGCGAGCUGACAGAGGCGCGCGCGAAGCGCUUCACGUACCAGCUGCCGAGCACUGUGCGCCUGUCGAGCGUGUUCACUGCGCUGGAGCAGCAGAAGGAGAGGCUGCAGAUCCGCGACUACAAGGUGGCGCAGACGUCCAUUGAGCAGGUGUUCAUGCGCAUCAGCGAGGAGGCGGAGCUUCAGCAGGAGGGGGAGCACCAGGAGCGCAUGCAGAGCGAGAAAAAGUCGCUUUGCUUGUGCUAG
Messenger RNA from Leishmania braziliensis MHOM/BR/75/M2904, 480 nucleotides. RefSeq names its product putative ABC transporter. The transcript has a single exon. NCBI's taxonomy places the organism in Eukaryota, Euglenozoa, Kinetoplastea, Trypanosomatida, Trypanosomatidae. The coding region runs from base 1 to 480 and encodes 159 amino acids. Gene Ontology annotation, biological process: lipid transport; transmembrane transport. Gene Ontology annotation, cellular component: membrane; intracellular membrane-bounded organelle. Gene Ontology annotation, molecular function: ABC-type transporter activity; lipid carrier activity. The record is from RefSeq and is a predicted model, not a curated record.